Messenger RNA from Pleuronectes platessa (European plaice), 1611 nucleotides. Its product is annotated as gamma-enolase. Gene Ontology annotation, cellular component: phosphopyruvate hydratase complex. Gene Ontology annotation, biological process: glycolytic process. The record is from RefSeq and is a predicted model, not a curated record. The transcript has 12 exons. The coding region runs from base 1 to 1305 and encodes 434 amino acids. Gene Ontology annotation, molecular function: magnesium ion binding; phosphopyruvate hydratase activity. Lineage: Eukaryota; Metazoa; Chordata; Actinopteri; Pleuronectiformes; Pleuronectidae.
AUGUCUAUAGUUAGUAUUGUUGCCAGGGAGAUCCUGGACUCCAGAGGAAACCCCACUGUGGAAGUAGAUCUGCACACAGGCAAAGGUCUGUUCAGGGCUGCUGUGCCCAGCGGUGCGUCCACCGGCAUCUAUGAGGCUCUGGAGCUCCGAGAUGGAGACAAGACCCGCUACAAGGGCAAAGGUGUAACAAAGGCUGUCGGUCACAUCAACGACAGCCUUGGACCUGCCCUCGUCCAGUCGGGGGUCAGCGUGCUGGAGCAGGAGACACUGGACAACAUGAUGAUUGAAUUGGACGGCACUGAUAACAAAUCUAAGUUCGGGGCCAAUGCUAUUCUGGGAGUAUCACUGGCCAUAUGCAAAGCUGGUGCUGCAGAGAAAGGUGUCCCCUUGUACCGCCACAUCGCUGAUCUGGCAGGAAACGGAGAGCUGGUCCUACCAGUUCCUGCUUUUAAUGUGAUCAACGGGGGCUCCCAUGCUGGUAACAGACUGGCCAUGCAGGAGUUCAUGGUACUUCCUGUAGGGGCCGAGUCUUUCCGGGAUGCUCUGCGUGUCGGGGCUGAGCUCUACCAGACUCUGAGAGAAGUGAUCAAGGAGAAGUACGGCCAGGAUGCUACAAAUGUGGGCGAUGAGGGAGGGUUUGCCCCAAACAUACAGGAGAACAGUGAAGCCCUGGAGCUGAUAAAGACGGCCAUAGAGAAAGCGGGCUUCACGGACAAAGUGGUGAUUGGGAUGGAUGUCGCCGCCUCAGAGUUUUUCAUGGAGGGCAAGUACGACCUUGACUUCAAGUCUCCGCCCAACGCCGCCCGCAACAUCAGCGGUGAAGAGCUGGCCAGCAUCUACCAGGGCUUCAUCAACAACUAUCCAGUUGUGUCUAUUGAGGAUCCGUUCGAUCAGGACGACUGGCCCGCUUGGUCCCAGUUCACAGCCUCAGUGGGCAUCCAGGUGGUUGGAGACGAUCUCACGGUCACUAACCCGCGCAGGAUCCAACGAGCCGUGGAGGAUAAGGCCUGCAACUGCCUGCUGCUCAAAGUCAACCAGAUCGGCUCUGUCACAGAGUCCAUCAAGGCGUGUAAGCUGGCCCAGGAGAAUGGCUGGGGUGUGAUGGUGAGCCAUCGCUCCGGAGAAACAGAGGACACUUUUAUAGCUGACCUGGUGGUUGGUCUCUGCACUGGACAGAUCAAGACCGGAGCUCCCUGUCGAUCAGAACGUUUGGCCAAAUACAACCAGCUCAUGAGGAUCGAGGAAGAGUUGGGUGACCAGGCUCGCUUUGCUGGGCACAACUUCCGUAACCCCAGUGCCCUCUGAGUGCCAGACCUGUAGAUGGGUGCAGGAUAAGAAAUAUAAAAUGACAUACAAAUCAUAUAUAUAUAUAUAUUAUAUUUCCCUGGCAGGUAUAAUGAUGAGAUAAUGACUCACCUGAUUAAACUCACUAAGACUAAACUCAACUAACUGAAACACAUAGAUUUAGCGACACGUUUAAGCAAGUGACUGGCGUUAAUGAUCACAGCCAGUUGCAGCAAAGCCUGUUGGGUAAAAACCCCAGUGUCCUGCCUCACAGAACAGACUCGCACUAACCUUAUUGCACUGGUUAGUUUCUUUGUCUUCGCUGAU